Molecule: messenger RNA, 353 nt
Organism: Wallemia mellicola CBS 633.66
Lineage: Eukaryota; Fungi; Basidiomycota; Wallemiomycetes; Wallemiales; Wallemiaceae
Product: mitochondrial import inner membrane translocase subunit TIM9
Exons: 3
Coding region: 1-264 (87 amino acids)
Source: RefSeq, a predicted model, not a curated record
AUGGAUUUCAGCAGGUUUAAUGGCUCAGAAAGAAUGGCGCUGAAUCAAUACAUUCAGAAGAAGGAAAUGAAAGAUUUUAUGAAACUAUACUCAAAUUUAGUAUUCAACUGCUUUAACGACUGUUCAGAAGAUUUUACUAGCAGGACGUUAUCUACAAAUGAGAGAACAUGCUCAGAGAAUUGCGUAGGAAAGUUCUUGAAGCAUUCAGAGAGGAUAGGUGCACGGUUUAGUGAAUACAACGCAGAAAUGAUGAAUAAUAAAUGAAUAGAAUGUUAGCAACGUAUCUGUAUUGAUUUACAGUUUGUCUUUAGAAAUCAAUUCCAUUUAAUUGCUUUUUUAUUUUGUUUACUUUU